Molecule: messenger RNA, 1179 nt
Organism: Vigna umbellata (rice bean)
Lineage: Eukaryota; Viridiplantae; Streptophyta; Magnoliopsida; Fabales; Fabaceae
Source: RefSeq, a predicted model, not a curated record
AUGGUGAGAACACCCUCCAAGAAGAUCCCACUUGUGAUACUAAGCGAUGAUGAAAACUUUUACACUGAAGCUUAUACACCCUCAAAACACAAACCUCCUUCAACCUCUAAGUUGCACAGAAAUGGCAAGUCAAUUGACUCAGUUUCAGGUAAAGCCAAGAGAAGUCUGUCCAUGUGUUCAGAACCUGAUAUUGAGGACUAUGGCGAUUUUCUGAGGAAGAAGAAGAAGAACACCAAAGCAGAUAACAACACUUUACUCCACCGGUUUAGGAGCAAGAAAGGGUUGUUUGUCACCGAUGUCACCCAAACCGAAUGGUGUGAAAGGCAAAUGGAGUUUUCUCUCUUCUCUGAAGAAUGGAAGAACAACGAAGGCAAGCCAAUGUAUUUUGGAGGAGAAAGGAACACUGAAGCUAUGAAAGCUGGUAGAAAUCGACAUGUUCAACUUCAACUAGAGGUUCAGACUACGGUGGAACUGGAGGCGAAGUCAGCUGAGGAUGUCAUGGCAAUGAAACUUGUUAACUUCAUAAAUGGGGUGAAUCAGUUGCUGUUUGAUGGGUUAACACGCGAGCUUCCAAUCCUGAGUUUUGCUUUUGGAGAAGGCAUAUGGAUGGUGGGGAAGAUCGAUGAAGUUCAAAUGCCUAAAGCAAAGAAAGAUCAUAAUCCGAUACUAAUUGAGUUAAAGACUCGUUCCCAAGACACGGUUCCUUCAGAAGCACAGAAAAGAAACGGAAGGAUUCAGCUAAUGUGUUACAAGUAUUUGUGGGACAGUUUAGUUGCACAUGCUCAUCAUGAUUUCCCACGCAAACAGUUGUAUGAUUAUUUUGAAUUGAAUCCACGUCGUACUUUAAGUAAAGAUCUACGAGCAGCGUGCAAAGAGUCUGGAUUCACAGCACUGAAUCUUGGUGAUGUGGUGAGGUGUUACCAAAAUACGUGCAAGAGACUGCAACCUUCUAAUGAAAAGUUAGUGUUGAGAUAUGAGUCUCAGAGGGACCAUUCAGUGCUGGUUGAAGAAAAGAUUGCAUAUGAUGAGGGUUGGGUGAAGAGUGAAAUAGGGAGUUGUCUUGAGUUGUGGCUUGGACAGAGAGAAGCCAGUUAUGUGGCUGAGGAUGAGCAAUGGAAGUGUGGUUACUGUGAUUUUGUUUCUGAGUGUCUAGGAUACACUGAUACCGACAGUGAGUAG